AUGUCUUUCCCUCAGGAUGGCCGAGGCCGUCGCGGCGGAGCUGGCGCCGGUUUCAGCUCAACAGGCCGACGAACCGCUCUGGGCUACUACAUUCCCUUGGCUUUGACUGUUGGAGUUGCCGCCGUGAGCAUUGCUGCCUGGGUCUGGAGUGAACGACAUGAGGAUGACGAUGAUCACCCUGACGACGCAGAAGGCCACCACGCCCCACCACCCCCUGGUGCUAUUGGGGGUGAUUUCCCUCCACCUGCAUACGGCACAGGAAGCUAUGCAAGAGACAUAGGAACAGAUGCCGCACCUGGUGAUGCUCAAUACGACCCCAGCUUGAUGGCUCGCAUGCAGGGCGCAUUGCGCCGAACUCCCAGCCCCCAGCAGAUCUUCGAUGGCGCAAGUCGCAAAGUUGUCGCAGGCGUAACUGCCGCAGGUCAGUUUGUUGGCGGUGCACUCACAUCUAUACGUGAAGAAAACCGUGGUGACUUUGAAGACCACACGCGAUGGUCCGAAGAGGCCCAGUCCCGAGCUAAAGAGAGAGACGACCCAAAUACCUCGGUGCCCACAAUGAGUGGCGCGCUACCUGGCAGAGCGCCUGGUCAACAUUCAUUCGACAAAAAGAAGAAGACGGUUGUGAUUGUUGUAUCUUCUCUCACUCCCUCUGACUCUGAUGACUUUGCCUCGGAGCACGCCUCAAUUCUGUCUCAUCUCCCUGAACACGUGGACCAUGACACCUGUCGAAUCUUUGUUCUGAUCUAUGCCCCGAGCUUGAAGCAUGCCAUUGGCCAGGGCAACUCGUCACGCGCAGCACAAUCAAUUGCCUCAUCUUACUCUAAUAUUGCCACGGAGGAAGCUGCAUCCUCUGGUGAACUGGUCGGUGGUGACUUGGCCCGAGUAGAUCCUCACCAGGAGGAUGACCUCGAGGGCCAGACAUCCUUCUUCAGAACCCUGUACACUCAGGCCCAGGCACUCGUCGAAAAGGAAACCAUGAUCAUGCCCUUCAGUACAUCUACUGGCUAUGUUCAUCUCGUCCGUCACCUGUCCCCAGAUCUUGUCUAUGUACAGGAAUCAUUGACCGGAGAGAAGGGCGAUGCGGCUCAGCACAUCUCUGGCUGGGUCCGACAAGUCAUUGUUGUGGUUGGUGACGAGGGCGGCCGUGGUGGUUUAAUCGAUAGCGAUGACGAGUCUGCCCUUGCUGACAAAGGAGAGAAAUGGUGGCAAAAAGAAGGCACCACUGGCAUUGGUAAGCGAAUUGACGUGGUCGAUGUUCUUCGCGUUGGUGAUGACUGGCGACGCCGAGUGCGUGGCCUGGACUAA
Molecule: messenger RNA, 1305 nt
Organism: Penicillium longicatenatum
Lineage: Eukaryota; Fungi; Ascomycota; Eurotiomycetes; Eurotiales; Aspergillaceae
Exons: 2
Coding region: 1-1305 (434 amino acids)
Source: RefSeq, a predicted model, not a curated record